AUGAGCGAUUCCCCAUCCAUCAGGAGCAGUGUUAGUUCGAAUCAGGACGAAGAGUCCCCACCAAAAAAUGAAGCUUCAGAAGGUUUCGCUUAUUGUAACCUCGAUCAAUACUAUUCAUCAAAAGCAACAAAUGGACAACUUUCCUCAACACGUGACCAGGAACAUUCGAAAACAAAGCAAAAAGAUGGGAUAACAAUAUGCACAGAGGAAACAGCAAUUCAAACAGACAUAAAAGAGCAUAGUAGAAGAAGAGAAAGUUUUCUUUCAUCAAAGAUUAAAAGUAUUUCAGCUCAUUUUGACAGGAUUUCAUCUGGCAUUGAACGAACAAGAUUGCAAAAGGAGCAGAAGCAGCAAAAAGUCAAAGAUAAGUUGGAAACAUCUGAAAAGUUGAGAGAGACGUUUAUCGCAAAACGUAGGUUAUCGGCAAGUGCAACAAUCCAGAUGAUAACCAAUUCUUCCGAAAGCCUAAAUUCCUUUGGUAGUAGCAUAAUUGCACCAGAAAAUGAGAGGUUUGUAUUUACAGACUCAGUUAAAGUUAAAGAGUUUGUAGAUGGACAGCAAAACAUUACAAACGAAAUUGAGAAAUUGGAGCUGAAUCUACCGGAGAUUGAUAAUGAUAAGGUGAAGGCAGAGGAAAUUAUAGAAAUAUUGUCCAAAUCCCAGUUUUUUUCUGAUGUUUCAGGGCAAUACAAGAAUGUGGAUCUAAAAUCGAUGUAUAAGCUUCUUUUAUCGCAAAAGAUUCGGUAUAGCAUUACCAUCGUAUUUGAUCAUAUGCGAGAAAAUCUAUCUGCUAAAUAUGCAGAUGUCAAGUCUGAAGAACGCCCAACAUCGAUUGAAGCACGUUCAUUUUUGUACAGUCUUACUAUGUUAGUUGAAGACAGUUACCACAAAAAUGCAUUUCGGGUUCCAACGUAUGCGGCAAGGUUAGAAAACGCUGAUCCGUUUUACGUUUCACAAUCCCUUCGUGAGAGGAAUUUAAUAGUAAAGAGUCAAUUUCUAAGUAACGAGUACUAUGAUUUUAUUGUGAAGAGUAUCCUCGAGACUUCAUUAUCUCUGUGGACGCUCUUCUCGAAGCUAUUAGAUAAAAAUCAUGAUAAAGAGGAGACUCAGAAGCUGAUGGACUUCUUUUACGAGCAUUUCGAAACAGAGUUCAUACAGCAAUUUGGAGUCUUCAGAUAUUUAAACUUGUUCAGGAGCGCAGCUUCUUUGAUAGAAGUAAAUGGAAAGUUGGAUUCACAUUUGGAAUACUUGAAGAUGCUGAAGGAAUUGGCCACUGGACAUGAGAUAAUCAACCAAUACGACCUAACUAUAAAGGAAUGUGAGAAAUCAAUUGCAACCAAUAAUGCACAUCUAAAAGAACUAAGCGAACGUUAUAUCAAAAAAGAGUUUCGAUCAGAUAUUCUGAAAGAAGAAAAGAUCAUGUAUAGAAAAUACGAUAGUGAAUCCGCAAAGGGAAUAAACGGUGGAUUAACGGAAAUUAGAUGUUCUACAGGUUCAAGUCCUUUCGGAAAUAGAGAUAGUUCCAGUAGUCACCAUUAUUCCGGAUAUUCAUCCUCUCUAAGUCAACCUUCGAGUCAGAGUAGGGUCCAAGAAUGGGGUAUUCCUCUUCUGUUGAUUCCACCAACCUUUUCACUACUUCAAUGGAGACAGAGUAUCAUAAAAACUUAUAUCGACUACCGCCAUGAUGCUGCUAUUAACGAAAUGGGAAAGUUAUCAACGAUGAAGUUUCUGAAAACUGGCCAUCAGUUUCAUCGUAUCAUACGACUUCAGCGUCAUUUCAAAAGUCAAACUGCAAAGCACCCAAUAAUAAGGAGGAGACAGAUUCGCCGGAGAUCAGGAUUUAGCAAUUAUUUGGCAAAUAAGUAUGUUUCAGAUGUCGAGAAUCUUAGGGAAUGGCUCUCGCUCAAGACUUUCAACGAAGGUGUUAUAGAAACUGUUGAAAAAUUGUCUCACAUGCCUUCAGUAAACUCCAUGCUGGUUGAUGUAGUUCAGAUUGUUGAAAGAUGCAUGAGGGCUUUGAUGAUAGUAUCAGACGAUACUUUACAAAGCAAAAUCGCAAUUGUCGGUGGCCCCAACGAUGCUAAAGAUAGAGAGUUAAUAGCUUUGAUUGGUAAUGCAUCGACUGCUUUAGGUCUGAUUGACAAUUCCAGUCUUAAAAUCGAAAAAUACUUUACCACUGUUCUACAAGCUCUAAGUAAACAGGUACCACAGUUUUUGGCUGAAGAAAAUAGAGAGCUCAAGAAACUUUUGGAUAAUGAAAAGAUAGAUGGUACUUUUAUUCAGAGAUUUAUCGAGUUAAUCAGAGAUUAUAUGAUACAUGGUAUAAACAAGUUUAUAUCUGAGUGUCUUUUGUUUGUUUCAGAUAGAAUUAAAACCUUUGAAGUGACCAUGUUUGACAAUACUCAUGGUUCUUCAAGCGUUCCACUGGACCUCAGGCUUCCAAUAUUGUUUAAUAUUUUCCUUUGCAUUCAGCAGCAGAAUUCAGAGACUCAAAUUGCUACAAAGUGUAAGACCUACUAUACAUUUUUCAAUGAAAUUUUCAUCCACUUACUGUGCAAUGCCAAUUUAGAUAUAUUAGAGUUACCGGAACCUGCAGAAGCUUUUGCCAUUCAAUUUGAAAAGAUCCAUGGCAGAAUUAGAAGCUUUAUCUUUUCUCAGGCAUUACUUGUCCUAUUAAUCACAUAUUUUGGACAGGAAACAUUGAUCAAGGCAGAAAAUAUUCGAAAAGAGCUUGGUGAAACACAAAAAUCCCUUUUUGAUUUCCAGGAUCUUUUCACCAAAAUGGAAAGUUUCCUAACUGAUCACUUCGAGGAAACUGGUAUAUACUCUAUUGAUGGCUUUGUGAAAUUGCAAGUUAUUCGUAUAAUUAAAGAGAAUUGCGGUUCCAGGCUUGUCGGUGUGAGCAAACGUGAUAAAAAGCAGUUAAUCGAAUCAAAUAUUGACACAAACGUGAUACUGGGACUAAUAGAUCAGUCAAUCAAAGUGAAUAUUGAUGGAAAUAAAGCUAGUCUUACCGUGGCUUCAGUAUACACGAAAACCAUUUCAAAUCUACUUCAGCUAGCUUCUAAUAACGGAAAGGCUCCCAAUACUACUGGGACCAAAGAAGAAUAUUCCGGACUUAUUGGUCAGUUUUAUAAAACAGAUAAGAUGGAAGAGUUUGUGACGAACAUCGUGGUUGACUAUUAUGAUACAUUCAAUUUGUUUUAUGGAAUCUAUCUGGAAAGCUUAAAAAGUCUUUGGAUGGAGUUUGGAAUGUUGACGAGAUCAUGA
This is a messenger RNA of Brettanomyces bruxellensis, 3270 nucleotides long. RefSeq lists its product as uncharacterized. Bases 1 to 3270 code for a protein of 1089 amino acids. The transcript has a single exon. The record is from RefSeq and is a predicted model, not a curated record. NCBI's taxonomy places the organism in Eukaryota, Fungi, Ascomycota, Pichiomycetes, Pichiales, Pichiaceae.